GGACAAGCAGCUCAAAUAAUUCAUUCUGUAAUACAAAGUCUAAAAGAUUAUCGAAAUGAUGAUAAAUUUUUGGUUAUUUGGAAUCAAAUAAAUGAAUUUGCCAAAAAGCAUCAAGUUUCGAUUGAGAAACCUACAAUUGGUCUUGGGUCGAAAAGAAGAAGAGUUGAAAGUACACGUUUGUCAAAUUUUUAUGUAACUUCUACAACUAGUGCUCAACAAGAAGUUUCUGCUCAAGUAACAAAUGAAGCAUUUUGGCGAAUCAAAUAUUAUGCUGUGCUUGAUUCUGUUAUAGAAAAUCUUAUUCGUCGUUUUUCUGAUCAAAGUUUAGAGCUUGCUCAGUCCGUCGACAAUUUUUUUCUGCUUGAUUUUAAAGAAAGCAAAUUAUUCAUUAACCAUUAUAAAGAUCUGUUUCAAAUUGAUACUGAUACAUUAAUGGCGGAAAUGACUGUUGCAAAAAAUGCUUUUCAAACUGUGUAUCAAGAUCAGGUAUUAGGUGAUCCAGAGCAAAUGAAAAGUAUCAUAAAUGAAGCUACUUUUCCAAAUCUAUACAAACUCCUUGGUGUUGCAUAUACUUUGCCAAUAAGUAGUGCAACUUGUGAAAGGUCAUUUUCUGCGAUGAGGCGAGUCAAAACAUGGUUACGGUCUACUAUGAUACAAGAACGGUUUUCAAAUUUAUCUAUCAUUCAUAUUGAGAGAGACAUAUCAAACAAUAUUAACAGUGAAGACAUUUUAAACGAUUUUUCAAGUGCUAACAAUAGAAAAAUACCGUUAAUUUAUUAAAAUGUUACCUACUAUAAAAAGUUGACUUGUUUUCUUUUUUCUUACUCUCAUAUUAGAGGUAAACAAAUUUAGUUAUAAUAAUAAUUAAUAUUACAUUUUUAAGAAACUAGUAAGAUACUAAUUACUAGUGGUUGCUAUAAAAUGUUGAGUAGAGUAUACCAUUUUUAUGAUGGUAUUUAUGGACUAGGGGGGGAUGGCACCCCAUGGGAUAUUUUAAGUUCAUAGGUUUGUUAGGAGGGCUGUAGCCCCCCCAUAAUUUUAACCCUAG
Messenger RNA from Rhopalosiphum padi (bird cherry-oat aphid), 1048 nucleotides. RefSeq lists its product as uncharacterized. Gene Ontology annotation, molecular function: protein dimerization activity. The transcript is spliced from 3 exons. The record is from RefSeq and is a predicted model, not a curated record. NCBI's taxonomy places the organism in Eukaryota, Metazoa, Arthropoda, Insecta, Hemiptera, Aphididae. The annotation marks the transcript as partial.